Molecule: messenger RNA, 843 nt
Organism: Populus euphratica (Euphrates poplar)
Lineage: Eukaryota; Viridiplantae; Streptophyta; Magnoliopsida; Malpighiales; Salicaceae
Product: retrotransposon-like protein 1
Exons: 1
Coding region: 146-613 (155 amino acids)
Source: RefSeq, a predicted model, not a curated record
GUUCAAAUAAACCAAGAUGACCAUCCCCUCUUUGGGGGCAAAGGGUUUUUAGGAGGUUUUAAGCAGGCAUUGGAGUUACCCUUUUUCUUUCCAAUUGAGCAAGGAAAGCAUCAACCCUCCUCAUUACCAAUUCUCAAAACCCAACAUGUCCUCUUCAGAUCCUGAAACCCAAGAAGAGCCGAAACCCUCUUUUGAUGAUCCAGAAUCAAAAGAAGCCACAGAGCCAUUCACUUCAACAAAAACCCUUGAAGAAACAGACCAAACAAACGCACCCAUGAGUGAAAAUCAAAAAGAGGAGGAAGAGGACGAGGAAGAGGAAGGAGAGUGUGGGUUCUGUUUGUUCAUGAAAGGAGGAGGUUGCAAAGAUGCGUUCAUAGCAUGGGAAGAUUGUAUUAAGCAAGCGGAGGAAAAGAAUGAAGAUAUUGUGGAAAAAUGUUUUGAAGUUACUAGCGCGUUGAAGUUGUGUAUGGAGGCUCAUGCUGAUUAUUAUGAGCCCAUUUUAAAGGCUGAGAAGGCUGCAGAACAAGAGGCUGUUAAGCAGUUGGAGAAGGAAAAGGAGGAGGAAGCUGCUGCUGCAGCUGAAAAAUCAGAGUCUCAUGAGAAAGAAAAGUGAGAUUUUUUUUUUUGUUAUUUUUUAUUUAACAAAAGAAAAGGAGAGAACUUUGAGAUUUAACUUUGUCACCGACGAGGGAUAAUCGGAUUAAAGCUAAUUAUUUGAUCAUGCGACAUGAAGAUGUGUUGAGGGUAUGUUGUUAAUUUCUACGAGGAAUAAAUGGAUUGUGAUUAUUCACUUGAAUUUUCAUUCAUUUUUUUUAUAUUGAGAUAAUCACAUGUUUUUGGCUA